This is a messenger RNA of Lampris incognitus (smalleye Pacific opah), 1078 nucleotides long. RefSeq names its product LIM and cysteine-rich domains 1 (gene lmcd1). Gene Ontology annotation, molecular function: zinc ion binding. Lineage: Eukaryota; Metazoa; Chordata; Actinopteri; Lampriformes; Lampridae. Bases 35 to 1078 code for a protein of 347 amino acids. The transcript is spliced from 6 exons. The record is from RefSeq and is a predicted model, not a curated record.
UUCUACAGGAGGAGGAGGAGGAGCGGAGUGUCUGAUGUGUAAGGAGAGAUGCACUGGAUACCAUCCACAUUCCUGGAGGAAGUUGUGUGUUGCCUGUGGAUGCAGUGCCAUAGACCACACCGUUGGCAGUGACAUGCAAGAUGACUGGCAAAUGGGACGCCUGCUGACCGAUUCGCCCUGUUGCCAUAUGACUGCCAAGGUGAAGGGCGGUGGCGGCCUCCGUCUGUACAAAAGGAACCGGAUGAUUGUGACCAAUUCGGUGCUUUCUGGUAAAGACCCGACCUUCAGCACCACCACGUAUGACUGGGCUCCACCCGGACUGACCCAGAACCUGGCCAUGCAGUACAUGGAUCUGCUUCCUGUGGACCGGCGUCCUGUGUCGGGGACAGAAGGGUCGCUGUAUCGACGCCGACAGAUCCAGAAACAGCUUCCCAUCUAUGAUCAGGACCCCAUGCAAUGCUGCAGCCUGAGCACAGAGGAGGAGAUCUCCUCCAUGCUCCUGUUUGUUAGGAGUUACAAGCAGGAGGUGCUCGGUUUGGGGGAGGUGGCCUUACCCGGAGAGGGAGGGGCUCUAAGGGAAGCAGCCAAUCAGAGAAGAGCAAAGGAAGCCAAGGACCAUGGCAGCAGUAAUAGCAAAGGUGGUAUGAAGCAUCAGGAUCUCAGCCCGGCCAAUGGCAGCACUGCUGCUUCUGCUGGUUCCACCAACGGGACACAGGACAGCACAAAGACUAAGGUUACAUAUCUAUGUACUGGUUGCCAUGGCGAGGUUGCUAUGGACACUCCUGUUGUAUAUGCUGAGCGAGCUGGUUACCAUAGCGCCAUGUGGCACCCCAGCUGCUUCCUGUGUUCAGAGUGCGGUCAGGGAUUGGUGGACUUGGUCUACUUCUGGUCCAAUCAGAAGCUGCUCUGUGGCCGACAUUACUGUCAGACAGUCUGGCCUCGCUGUGGAGGAUGUGAUGAACUGAUCUUCUGUCAGUCGUACCACACCGGGACAGACGGACAGAUGUGGCAUCACGACCACUACUGCUGCUGGCUGUGUGGACAGAGUCUGGACACACCCUGCGGCUGUCAGCGCUGA